CCACGCCCGCCGCACGCGGCACGCGAGUGUCUAGCGAUUGGCCCCGUGUUGUGUCAGCGUGCGGCACCCUGGCCGAGGCCCCAAGUGUUACAGCUUCAGCCAGACGCGAUCGCAGACGGCCGCAUGCUUCGCUGCAUCAGCGUGCAGCCAUCUCUCAGCGCGCAUGCUCCCGGCGCCGCAGCCCCUGAUGCUAGCUCCGCACUCUCGGGCCCAGCUCAUCUGAUCGCCAAGUGGGCUAGACGAAUCAGGCGCGUUGCCGGGGGUCACCAUGACUUCAGAGUCGGCCGUCGCGCGCUGGCUCGACGACACCGCCUCGACACGGCCGGCCACGUUGCUGCACCCGGGCGAUGAAUUCCCGCUCCGCACCUUCAGCAACCCGCCCUCGACCAGCAGCCUCAGCGACGCCGCCACCGACAGCGACGCCGCGCCCCCGCCCACACAGCCGCGCCCGGCCAUAGACACCUCGCUCUUCCCGACGGGCGCGCUUGGGAUGGAGACGUCGACCCGGCGGCGCUCGUCCUCUCUCACCGGCCCUGCCGCCGCCGCCGCCUCGAGCAGCAAGGAGCGCCGGCACCGCGCGCGUGACGCCCACAUUGCCGAGGAGGACAGCUCGGCCUCGGACAGCGGCGAGCACAGCGCGCGCAGGGAGCGCACGAAGCGUAUCCGGCGGAGGGAUCACAGCGGGCAUAGAGAUCACAGCACCAGCGACAGCGCCAGCGACGACAUGAGCGCCGACGGGCUCGACGAUGACGAGGAGACGGGGCUGACCCGCAAGGUGCGCCGCAAGAAUGCCCGCCGCAAGCGCCGCAACACGCUGCUCGACAACCGCAUCGUGCCCGACGCCCCCAUUACCUUCACCAAGGAGGAGAAGGCGCUCGCCGACCAGAGCCUGUACCGCUCGAUGCUGGUCAACGCCGUGCUGAUCCUGCUGUGGUACCUCUUCUCCAUAUCCAUCUCCGUCUACAACAAGUGGAUGUUCAAAGUCGAAACGGGCGACGGCGCCGCCACCAACAUCUUCCCCUUUCCGCUCUUCACCACGUGUCUGCACAUGCUGGUGCAGUUCUCGCUCGCCUCGCUCGUGCUGUUCCUCGUGCCCUCGCUGCGCCCGCGCCACGACGCGCUCAACCCCCACGCGCCCGGCGCCCGUGUCGAGCCCGUCGACCCCAAGAAGCCGCUCAUGACCAAGUGGUUCUACUUCUCGCGCAUUGGGCCGUGUGGCGCGGCGACGGGCAUGGACAUUGGCCUGGGCAACACGAGUCUGAAGUUUAUUUCCUUGACUUUCUUCACUAUGUGCAAGUCGUCGGCGCUGGGCUUCGUCCUCAUCUUUGCCUUUCUAUUCCGCCUUGAGCAGCCCUCGUGGCGCCUUGUGCUUAUCAUUGCUAUCAUGACCCUCGGCGUCGUCAUGAUGGUCGCCGGCGAGACGGCCUUCCACGCGCUCGGCUUCAUCCUCGUCAUGGCCUCGGCCUGCUCGUCGGGCUUCCGCUGGUCGCUGACCCAGAUCCUGCUCCUGCGCAACCCCGCCACCGCGAACCCCUUCUCCUCCAUCUUCUUCCUCGCGCCCGUCAUGUUCACCAGCAUCUUUGUGCUCGCGGUGCCCGUCGAGGGCUUUGGCGCGCUCCAAGAGGGGCUGGCCCGGCUCUUCGACCAAAAGGGCACCGCGCUCGGCAUCGGCAUCCUGAUCUUCCCCGGCUGUCUCGCCUUCCUCAUGACGUCCUCGGAGUUCGCGCUGCUCAAGCGCACCUCGGUCGUGACGCUCAGCAUCUGCGGCAUCUUCAAGGAAGUCGUCACCAUCACCACCGCAAACCUCGUCUUCAACGACCCCCUCACCCCCAUCAACCUCACCGGCCUGGUCGUCACCAUCGCCAGCAUCGCCCUGUACAACUACAUGAAGAUCAAGAAGAUGCGCGAGGAACACCUCCUCAAGGCCCAUCUCGACGCGCACGACGAAUACGCCCCCGUCCGCACCGCCGACCCGGACCGCGCGCGCGUCUCACUUAGCUCGCACCGAGGCGCUGCGGCGAGUCUGCAGCUCGCACCGGCCGGCACGGCCGCGCGCAGCGAGUCGCCUGCGCGCGCCAGCCCCGUCAAGCGCCCCGAGGAUCUGGAUUAGAGGGGCUUGUUGGGAUGUUUUGUUGCGGGAUUGCGUGCAUUACAGGCGUUGGGCUACACGGGCGGGCAAUAACCGCCCCGGAUACAUUAUUUUCUUGCGUCGCGAAUUGAAUGUUCAUUGCUGAUGUGGUUGCCUGCUGUCGUGAAG
Messenger RNA from Boeremia exigua, 2257 nucleotides. RefSeq names its product triose-phosphate transporter family-domain-containing protein. NCBI's taxonomy places the organism in Eukaryota, Fungi, Ascomycota, Dothideomycetes, Pleosporales, Didymellaceae. Gene Ontology annotation, cellular component: endoplasmic reticulum-Golgi intermediate compartment; Golgi apparatus; cis-Golgi network. The record is from RefSeq and is a predicted model, not a curated record. Gene Ontology annotation, biological process: UDP-glucose transmembrane transport. Gene Ontology annotation, molecular function: antiporter activity. The coding region runs from base 269 to 2110 and encodes 613 amino acids. The transcript has 3 exons.